AUGGGACCAAGGGCGGUAGCCCAGGGGAAAGCGCUGCAAGGGGCAGGGAAAGGGGAAUUAGGCUUCAACAGCUUUGGAGGAAGUGGAGAGGACGUGAGGGGCGAGGGAAGAGGAGGAAGAGGAGGAGGAGGAGGAGGAGGAGGAGGAGGAGGAGGAGGAGGAGGAGGAGGAGGAGGAGGAGGAGGAGGAGGAGGAGGAGGAGGAGGAGGAGGAGGAGGAGGAGGAGGAGGAAGAAAAGUAGGACGAAGAGGAGGAAGAGGAGGAGGAGGAGAGGAGGAGGAGGAGGAGGAGGAGGAGGAGGAGGAGGAGGAGGAGGAGGAGGAGGAGGAGGAGGAGGAGGAGGAGGAGGAGGACGAGGAGGAGGAGGAGGAGGACGAGGAGGAGGAGGAGGAGGAAAAGGAAUAG
This is a messenger RNA of Closterium sp. Yama58-4, 405 nucleotides long. The record is from the annotation of a GenBank genome assembly. Lineage: Eukaryota; Viridiplantae; Streptophyta; Zygnematophyceae; Desmidiales; Closteriaceae.